AUGGCCAGCAUGGCGAACUCGACGCUCAUCGGCACCAUGAACAUGCUGGGCGACGCCUACAACCCCUUCGAGUUCCUGGCGGUCGACGACUCCAAGUUCAUGGCCGUCUGCGAGUCCUUCGAGGCGCGCGCGCGGGCGGUCACGUGGGCGGACCUCGACGCCCAGGGCCUCAAUGAACUUGUAGAGGCCUGCGGCGGCGCCGUCGCCGACCGCCUGACGGCCAUGCGGAGCAAGGAGGCCUGGGCGGCGAUGGACGACAGCGCGUUGGAGGACGACAACAAAUUCUUCGACCACCGCAUGAAUCUGAUUGUCUUCGCGAUGCGGCGCUUCGACCGCGACGCGGCGACGUGCGCGGACAAGGGCCCCCUAGUCUGGGAGCUCACGUCGAACAAAGAGUGGUGGCAGCUGUUGAAACGAUGCUGCGAGAAGGGCGACACGUACCGGAAGUCUCCCUCACUCCUCGCCUGGGAUUUAUUGUGCUGCGUCGUGGCGUCGGAAGACGCGUCGACCUUCGCCGAGACCUGCAAGGCGUCCUACCUCAACCCGGACAACACGGAGCGGCACGCGCAGAUUUUUGUUGAUGCCGCGCUCAACGUCGCGCGGGACGCGCGCAUGGGCCGCUGCGUGCUGGGGUUGCAGGAGUUCCCCCAGGCCGGCACGCCGCGGGCCGCCGUCUUCGAGGCGGCGUUCAAGACGGCGGGCUUCGAGGUCGUGCGAGCCGUGCGGAGCUGCGCGCUCGUGCACAAGGGCUUUGGGAGUGGUGGCGCGGUCCUGGCCGACGGCGGCGAUGCUUCCAUAGGCGUCGACGCCGACGCGGUCAUGAAGACCCUCACCCGUGAUGCGAACGGCGAGCCGAAGUAUGAUAAGAAGACGAUGGCGGCGUUCGAGGGCACUACCGCGGCCAAGGUCCUAUCUGUGAGACUAGACGGCGUGGCCUACCACGCGCUGCAUGCGAAGGAGCCGAAGACGCCCGAGGCCGCCGAGUUAUUGGCCAAGUUCCUCGCGGCGCACGCCGCGGCCUGCGGCGCGGGACCCUUCGCGUGGCUCGUGGAUACGAACCUCGCGAAGGAGUCGACGGACUCGGCCUUCCGGCGGGAAGUGGAAGCGAGCGGCCUCCAGGUGUCGGCGAGCGUGCCGACAACGUCCAAGCGGCGGUCGCGCCUCCACGGCCAGUGCUACGACGACAACAAGUGCCACAAGACCGUGGUCGCCGCGAAGGACAAGUUCGUGGUCACGGACGGCUCUUUGGAAUUGCUGCCGACGGUGCCCGAUUUAGCAGAUGAGGCGCACCCCGUGACAUUACCCCGCGAGACGUGGCCCGCGGACCACGCGCUCGUCGCGGCGGUGUUCGCGCCCUCGGCGUAG
Molecule: messenger RNA, 1365 nt
Organism: Pelagomonas calceolata
Lineage: Eukaryota; Pelagophyceae; Pelagomonadales; Pelagomonadaceae
Source: the annotation of a GenBank genome assembly